Molecule: messenger RNA, 243 nt
Organism: Coniophora puteana RWD-64-598 SS2
Lineage: Eukaryota; Fungi; Basidiomycota; Agaricomycetes; Boletales; Coniophoraceae
Exons: 3
Coding region: 1-243 (80 amino acids)
Source: RefSeq, a predicted model, not a curated record
AUGAACACCGGAAGCCACCACAAGAUGGAAUUGAACAACUUCCUCCAAGGCCUGCCCAACGGGUCGCCACUCAAGGCGUCCGGCGCAAACUGGAUUGUAGGUUACACAGGCCCUGAACAUGAUCGUCGUUGGCACGCGGCUGUGACAAUUGCUGGGCGGACUUGGGAUGCAGAGGACGGGAACAAGCGCGAUGCUCAAGAUACGGCUGCUGAGUUGGCGCUCAAAGAACUGAGGGGUUUCUAG